AUGAUCUUGCCUUCAGUGUUCAUUAUUUUUCUCAACGACUUCGUAAUGGUAACACUUGCCGAACCAUCUUCACCCGAUAGUGGACAGCAACGAUUAACCGCGCAGUGCGGCGAAGUACCUGUAGUAAUACAUUUGUCGGAACAAAAGUUGGAGGAAAGUUUAUUAAGCGAUUUUAAUGUCACCAAUCAUGCCAGCAAUGGAACCUCAACAAAUGGUAAAACGAGCAAAUUUGGAAUUGGCGCUGUAAACGAAGUCCCUGAAAUAAUUUUCAGUGACCUACCACAACAUAAAAAAGUAAUGGAGUUGUUGCUAGAAGAUAUUCAACGAGGUAGUCAUCUGUUGCUAGUCGAGAACCGCGGAAUUGAAAAUAAAAAAAUCGCAGACGGACUGUUAAAACAUUUGAAUCGCCCUACGCAAUAUAUACAACUGAACCGCAACACAACGAUACAGUCUUUGACAGAACAGCCAAAUGACAAAAAUAGAACUGUCAUUAAUGAAGAUUCACCAUUGUUCAAAGCAGUAAAAUACGGCUAUGUGUUAGUUGUAGAUGACGUGGACAAAGCGCCAAAGACCGUGAGAAGCAGCUUAAAUAAUUUAAUGGAAAAUGGAAAAAUGAUUCUGAGUGAUGGUAGGAGAAUAAUUCCCAAGGGAUUCGGUAAUAGUUCUGAAGAAAAAUCAGCUGGUUUUAUCAAUGUGCACGAAGAUUUUAGAAUGAUAGUUACGGCUCGUGAAUCUGGAUUUCCAGUUUUGGAGAAAAACGAAGAGAUCGAGGCUAGAGAUGUUCGUCGCGCCAGUGCACUGCCAAUGCCAGAAAAUCAUUCACGCCGCCGCCGAUUUGUUGCUUCAUCAAGAAAUGGAGAAAUAGGCCUCACCGUCAAAGCAGUCGGUUCUAGUCCAAAGAUCACGACUGUUGUGAUGGGUGCCCAAGGCACAGGACCACACACUGCUACAGCUGUGGCUUCAGGCAGAGCAGUCGCCACGGCAACAGCAAUAACUUAUGGUAGAGGAAGUUCAACGGCUACGGCUACUGCUUCGGGCUCAUCAAAAGCUACCGCCGUAGCACACUCAUACGACGCAGGAGUCGCCACUGCUACAGUAACCACUUCUGAAUCAUCUGUUGGUGACGCGACAGCAGACGCAUACAACACAGGAGGCGCCACUGCCACAUUAACCUGUACUGGUUCAUCAAAUGCCGGUGCUGUAGCACGCGCACAAGACUCAGGAGUUGCCACCGCCACAGCAACUACUUCUGCCACGGCAUCGGUUAAUGUCCAGGCGUUCGCCAGGGGCAAUGAAGUCAUCACCGACACAAAAACCAGGCCCUAA
Molecule: messenger RNA, 1326 nt
Organism: Parnassius apollo (apollo)
Lineage: Eukaryota; Metazoa; Arthropoda; Insecta; Lepidoptera; Papilionidae
Source: the annotation of a GenBank genome assembly